UUUAGUACGUUACUUUUCCUGUGGGUGUCAGGACAAUUUAGUAGGGUAGCGUUGCGGUUGGUACAGUUAAUUAGAUGUCAAGAUAAGUUUAUGUGGUUAUCAGUCGUUUGACAAUCUGAAGUGCCUCUGACUGUGGGAAAACCCAGACUUCAGAAUUGCUUCAUGAAGCUAGGCGAAGAGUUCUAAAACAAAAAACAGUGUAAUCAGCUCGCGAUUCUGGCGGGACACUAGAGAAUGUAUUAAGUUGCUCUGCAGAACCAGUCUGAUGUCAAUGCUUUCAAAUUACGCCUUGCGUAUGGCACGCCUUAGUGCCCGCAUUUUUGGAGAAGUGGCCAGGCCAACUGAUGACAGAUCGAUGAAAGUAGUGAAGAUGUUCAGCGAGCAGCCAUUAGCACUACGGAAGGAGGUCUAUGACUGGUAUCCACCCCACCCAACAUACUUUGCACUAAUGAGGAAACUACGGUUCUUGGGGCUGUACAGGGAUGAACAUGAAGAUUUUAAAGAAGAAAUGAGACGACUAAGAAAACUGAGAGGAAAAGGAAGGCCCAAAAAAGGUGAAGGAAAGAGGGCCACUAAGAAGAAGUGAGAUCACAGCUGUUGAAAAGACAUGUUUUGUAACACAGGACACACACUGGAAAGAUAUUUAAUGUCCGUGUGUAAAGUUAUGCUGUUCUACUUGAAAACCUUCAUUUCCAACUAAAAUUUGAAGAAACUUGUAAAUAAAGAACAGAGGGUACAACAGCUAUAUUACAAUAGUACACAACUGAUGUCAGAUUUUUACUGAACUUAACCUCGAGUCUGAAUUUUUGGCCACUAUCAUCAAUGGCUUGAAGUGGAAACAGUGCGUAAUUCAGUGCAUUAAUGAUGAUUUAACUGUCAUUUUGAAGUGCUAAUCAUUUUGCCCUGUGCAGAGCAGGACUGAGAGAGUCCUCCUUGUGUGUUACUAUUUUAAAGUAUGAUUUCUACUUUUCAAAGAUUCUGUGUUUAACUGCAGACCAUCUUUAAUAGUGAUUUCUGUAGACAGAUUGAAAAUGCAGACAAAUGUUGAAUUUUGGGAAAAGCUGUUUCUUCCCAUGAACAUCAGUUUAACACAAGGGUAGGCAACAUUGUCAGACCAAAAUGUCAAAAAAUUGUGACUUUGGCUUUUGCAAGUUGUUUAAGUACCAGGCAGACAACUAAUGUGGCAGGGUGAAGUGAUGAUCAAUACUUGGAUAUGCAUGUAUAUGUUAAAAACACUGAAUUAGCCAUUAAUUGCUGCCAUUAAAUCUGAUUAAGUUUGCUAGAAGGCUGUUAGAAAAUGGCUGUAAUAUUACUAAUAAAGAUACUCCCCUCUGGUAUGCAGCUGAA
Protopterus annectens (West African lungfish) is the source of this 1347-nucleotide messenger RNA. It is a transcript of the gene MRPS33, whose product is annotated as mitochondrial ribosomal protein S33. The coding region runs from base 266 to 586 and encodes 106 amino acids. The transcript has 4 exons. NCBI's taxonomy places the organism in Eukaryota, Metazoa, Chordata, Ceratodontiformes, Protopteridae. Gene Ontology annotation, cellular component: mitochondrion. The record is from RefSeq and is a predicted model, not a curated record.